This is a messenger RNA of Dovyalis caffra, 1224 nucleotides long. NCBI's taxonomy places the organism in Eukaryota, Viridiplantae, Streptophyta, Magnoliopsida, Malpighiales, Salicaceae. The record is from the annotation of a GenBank genome assembly.
GGCCAAUCUAUUACUAUAGGUGAACGUAAUCAUGGAUUUGCAGGCCUUACAUACUCUGAGCGCAUAGCUUUAGACCCCUCGGUUUCAGUAACGGAUUGCCAGCUUGGAAGUCUAAAUGCAACAUUAGCAGCAGGAAAAAUCAUCCUUUGUCUCUCAAAAUCAGAUACACAGGAUAUGUUUUCUGCAUCAAGAUCUGUGUUUCAAGCAGGAGGUGUUGGACUCAUAUUUGCCCAAUUUCACCAUGAUGGGAUUGAGUUAUGUGAGUCGAUUCCAUGUGUCAAAGUAGAUUAUGAAGUAGGGACACAGAUAUUUUCCUACAUUAGAAAAGCCAGGUCUCCAACUGCGAAGCUGAGUUUUCCAAAGACUGUUGUUGGCAAAAAGGUAUCUCCACGACUAGCAUCAUUCUCCUCCAGAGGACCGAGUUCAAUUACUCCAGAAGUUCUGAAGCCUGACAUAGCGGCACCCGGUGUGGACAUCUUAGCUGCAUAUCCACCAGCCAACAAAGACCAAGGUGACUCGUAUAAAUUCCUUUCAGGAACUUCAAUGGCCUGUCCCCAUGCAUCAGGAAUUGUGGCUCUCAUCAAAUCUUUACAUCCGAAUUGGUCUCCUGCAGCCAUAAGAUCAGCUCUUGUCACAUCUGGUCAAAUGAAGCAAAUUGCAGCUUCCCAAGCUGGAACAGACGGAAUGAAAAUACUCGAAGAGGGCUCAACUAGAAAAGAAGCAGACCCAUUUGACCUAGGUGGGGGGCAUGUCAAUCCUGAAAAAGCAGUGUAUCCAGGGCUUGUUUAUGACACCAGCACAGAGGACUAUAUUCAGUACCUCUGCUCCAUAGGCUACAGUAGUUCAUCUAUUACCAGGUUAGCCGAUACCAAAAUCAACUGCAAGAAAAAAACCAAUACCAUGCUCAACCUCAAUCUUCCUUCCAUCACCAUUCCAAACCUGAAAACUAAAGUAACAGUGACAAGAAAAGUGACAAAUGUGGGAAAUGGUAAUUCAGUGUACAAAGCUUUAGUCCAGCCUCCAUUUGGCAUAAGCAUGACUGUUGAGCCUAGAACUUUAAGUUUUAACGUGACAAACAAAAUUCUGUCCUUCAAAGUUACCUUCUUGUCAACUCAGAAAAUUCGGGGAGAAUAUAGAUUUGGAAGCCUAACAUGGACUGAUGGUGAGCGUUAUGUUAGGAGUCCAAUAUCUGUACGUGCUAUAGAGACUUAUGCAGGUGUGUAA